Molecule: messenger RNA, 2669 nt
Organism: Daucus carota subsp. sativus
Lineage: Eukaryota; Viridiplantae; Streptophyta; Magnoliopsida; Apiales; Apiaceae
Product: pyrophosphate-energized vacuolar membrane proton pump 1
Exons: 8
Coding region: 137-2416 (759 amino acids)
Biological process (GO): proton transmembrane transport
Cellular component (GO): membrane
Molecular function (GO): diphosphate hydrolysis-driven proton transmembrane transporter activity; inorganic diphosphate phosphatase activity
Source: RefSeq, a predicted model, not a curated record
CAUUAUAUUUGCAAAUUUUAUCCAUACUCUUUACUAAUGCUUCACAUAAACUAUCUUCUCAUUAAUAAACUUCACUCCAUUUUCAUUCUGCAACAUUUUGUUGGACACAAGUGCUUUUGCAGGCGGCUGAGUUACAAUGGGAAAUGAAUUGCUGUCUGAAAUGGGAACAGAGAUCAUAAUUCCAGUGUGUGCUGUUAUCGGAAUUGCAUUCUCUCUGCUCCAGUGGCUUCUUGUCUCCUUCGUCAAGCUUUCGCCUGAUAAAUCUUCUAAUGGGAAGAAAGAGCCUCUGAUUGAGGCCGAGGAAGGGGGGAAUGAUCAUAGCGUUAUCAUCAGAUGCGCGGAUAUUCAGAAUGCUAUUUCUGAAGGAGCAACUUCCUUCCUUUUCACGGAGUAUCAGUAUGUUGGUGUUUUCAUGGUUGCUUUCGCGAUUUUGAUAUUUCUUUUUCUUGGAUCUGUGGAGGGGUUCAGCACGAAGAGCCGGCCUUGUACAUAUGAUGCCAGCAGAAUGUGCAAGCCUGCUCUUGCAACUGCUGUAUUCAGCACCAUAUCCUUCUUGCUUGGUGUUGUCACAUCUGUGGUUUCUGGCUUUCUUGGAAUGAAAAUCGCGACCUAUGCAAAUGCUAGAACCACCUUAGAGGCAAGGAAGGGUGUUGGGAAGGCCUUCAUUGUCGCGUUUAGAUCUGGAGCAGUCAUGGGUUUCCUCCUUGCUGCAAAUGGACUUCUAGUUUUGUACAUUACCAUCAAUCUGUUUAAGUUAUACUAUGGUGAUGACUGGGAAGGCCUCUUCGAGUCCAUAACUGGUUACGGCCUUGGAGGAUCUUCCAUGGCUCUCUUUGGAAGAGUUGGAGGAGGUAUCUAUACCAAAGCUGCUGAUGUUGGUGCUGAUCUUGUAGGCAAGGUGGAGAGAAAUAUUCCAGAAGACGAUCCUAGAAAUCCUGCGGUGAUUGCUGAUAAUGUUGGGGACAAUGUUGGAGAUAUAGCUGGUAUGGGAUCCGAUCUCUUUGGCUCUUAUGCAGAGUCAUCGUGUGCAGCACUCGUUGUUGCCUCAAUCUCCUCUUUUGGGAUCUCACAUGACUUCACUGCAAUGUGUUAUCCUCUCCUCAUCAGUUCUAUGGGCAUUCUUGUCUGUUUGAUCACAACACUAUUUGCAACUGAUUUUUUUGAAGUUAGAAAUGUCAAAGAAAUUCAACCAACACUAAAGAAUCAACUCAUUAUUUCCACUGUGAUGAUGACUUUUGGUAUAGCAGUUGUUAGUUGGAUUGCCCUUCCUGUCACAUUCACCAUCUUCAUUUUUGGACAGCAGAAAGAGGUUCAGAACUGGCAACUGUUCCUUUGUGUUUGUGUCGGUUUGUUGGCCGGGCUUCUUAUUGGAUUCGUGACUGAGUACUAUACAAGCAACGCUUACAGUCCUGUACAAGACGUAGCUGAUGCCUGCCGCACUGGAGCAGCAACCAAUGUUAUCUUUGGCCUUGCUUUGGGAUAUAAAUCGGCCAUCAUUCCUAUUUUUGCCAUCGCGUUUAGCAUUUUUGUUAGUUUCAGCUUUGCUGCUAUGUACGGUAUUGCAGUAGCUGCCCUUGGGAUGUUGAGCACUAUUGCUACUGGGUUGGCCAUUGAUGCAUAUGGUCCCAUUAGUGAUAACGCUGGAGGCAUAGCUGAGAUGGCCGGAAUGAGUCAUAGAAUACGAGAGAGAACUGAUGCCCUUGAUGCUGCAGGAAACACCACUGCAGCUAUCGGAAAGGGUUUUGCAAUUGGGUCAGCAGCCCUUGUGUCCUUAGCUCUGUUCGGUGCAUUUGUCAGCAGAGCAGAGAUUGAGGUUGUCGAUGUCUUGACACCCAAAGUUUUCAUUGGUCUGCUGGUAGGUGCAAUGCUUCCUUACUGGUUCUCGGCCAUGACAAUGAAGAGUGUGGGAAGUGCAGCUCUUAAGAUGGUUGAAGAAGUGCGCAGGCAAUUCAACACGAUACCUGGUCUAAUGGAAGGCACUACAAAGCCUGAUUAUGCUACAUGUGUCAAGAUCUCCACGGAUGCCUCCAUCAGAGAGAUGAUCCCCCCUGGAGCUCUUGUUAUGCUUACGCCCCUCGUUGUUGGAAUCUUCUUUGGCGUGGAAACUCUUUCUGGUGUCCUUGCUGGAGCACUUGUUUCUGGGGUACAGAUUGCCAUUUCAGCCUCCAACACUGGUGGCGCGUGGGAUAAUGCUAAGAAGUACAUCGAGGCUGGUGUUUCCGAGCAUGCCAGGACCCUGGGUCCUAAAGGUUCCGAUGCCCACAAGGCCGCUGUGAUUGGUGACACUGUUGGGGAUCCUCUCAAGGACACAUCUGGACCAUCACUUAACAUCCUCAUCAAGCUGAUGGCAGUUGAAUCACUGGUGUUCGCUCCAUUUUUCGCUACACAUGGCGGAUUAUUAUUCAAGAUGUUCUAGAAUAACAGGAAGCGCAGGCUAUGGCUGAAUUGUUUUCAUCUUUCCCCUUCGCUCCAUUCUCAUGGCUAACAGUGGCGCAAUUAUAUGUAAUUUCUUGUACAUUUUAAUUUAUGCCGAUCAUGAGGAUUUUCUCCCAGACUUGGCAUUGGCAAAGAUAAUGAUUAAAACGUUCAAUCUUGCGACAACUUCUGCCAAGUAUGGAAGACAUAACAUGGUAAACUCUGGCAAGUUCACGGGAUGCAAGAUCUGGAUA